This is a messenger RNA of Rana temporaria (common frog), 1302 nucleotides long. RefSeq names its product microtubule-associated proteins 1A/1B light chain 3C-like. The record is from RefSeq and is a predicted model, not a curated record. Gene Ontology annotation, cellular component: autophagosome; cytosol; autophagosome membrane. Lineage: Eukaryota; Metazoa; Chordata; Amphibia; Anura; Ranidae. The coding region runs from base 188 to 580 and encodes 130 amino acids. Gene Ontology annotation, biological process: autophagosome assembly; macroautophagy; cellular response to nitrogen starvation. The transcript has 4 exons. Gene Ontology annotation, molecular function: ubiquitin protein ligase binding.
CAAUUUAGGCAUUCCUGGAACAAGAAGGAGGGUGUGAGCUGCCAGAUGUAACUGGUUUCAGCUGCUUACUACUUAUAAAGGCAGGAUGAUGGCUGUGGAUGGAGAGCCACACAUAGGGAGACUGAGGGCCACACAUAGAGAGACCGAGGGCCACACAUAGAGAGACCGAGGGCCACACACAGAGAAAAUGUCCCCACUUGGGAGCAGCACCAGCCUGGAACUAAACCUAUUAUCCUUCAAGCAAAGAAAACGACUAGACAGUCGAAUCCAUGAGGUAAACAGAGUCAAGAGCAAAUUCCCCUGCAAAAUUCCGGUUAUAGUGGAGAGAAGUGGUCGUGAAAAACUGCUGCCUCAACUUCAGAAAAUCAAAUUCCUAGUUCCCCCGGAAAUCACUAUGGGACAGUUUGUCGAUAUGAUCAGGAGCAGACUCUCCCUGCCUCCCUCCUGCGCUCUUUGUGUAAUGGUCAAUGAACGUCAAAUGGUCAGUAUAUCAAUGACCAUGCUGGAGGUAUAUACUACACACCGGGACCAAGAUGGUUUUCUCUACGUGACCUACAUGUCUCAUGAAGUGUUUGGUUGAAGUGUCCUCCUUGAACCCCCCCAAGAAUACUUUUUCCAUGAUUGGGAAAUCUUCAGCCUUGUGAAGGAGCAGAGAACAUGCUACGUGACGUUAGACGCGCCCCGCUCAUCCUCUGCACAGACAAAUAACAAGGACCUGAGAUAUUUAGAAGAGAAGAUGGACAAUUCACAUGGAAGUGAUAACUGUCUGAUAGCAUAUUCAUAUAAUCUUUAACAUAUAUUCGAGGGUUUCAUCAAUAGCUUCAAUGCUGAAAUAUACCGUACAUAUCAUAGGCCUGGAGGGAAAUCAUACAGUAUAUGGGGAUAGAGAUGAACCCUUGAAAUAGCGUCUUCCAAAUAUAGAAGAACUUUCUUAACCUGUGUCAGUUUUUAAUGAAGAACUCUAACCCAAGCAACGUUUUACCCAAGCAACGUUUUGGAUCCUGUUGGGAAAACACACAAUGUAUCGGCUAGAAUGCAGUGUAUUGAAAAUAGAAGUCUUCUAGCAGUUUACUCCAAACGAAUGUCUUCAGCAAUACAGUACAUUGUACAGAACAAUAGAUAGCUUUUUAUUGCGUUUCAUCUAUUUUAAAAGGACAUCAUUAUAAAAGUAUAAUGUAUUAUGCUGUAUGUAUAUAGCUCAUUAGCUGCUUAAUAUAUCAGCAUGACCAUUAAUAAAAAAACAAAACUGUACUUAAAGUGUAUCUAAAUCCAAACCAAAUCUGUUAUUGCACAUUAAGGGCC